Molecule: messenger RNA, 1238 nt
Organism: Orussus abietinus
Lineage: Eukaryota; Metazoa; Arthropoda; Insecta; Hymenoptera; Orussidae
Product: zinc finger and SCAN domain-containing protein 10-like
Exons: 1
Coding region: 612-1238 (208 amino acids)
Biological process (GO): regulation of transcription by RNA polymerase II
Molecular function (GO): RNA polymerase II cis-regulatory region sequence-specific DNA binding; DNA-binding transcription factor activity
Source: RefSeq, a predicted model, not a curated record
ACGGGAGGAGACACUUCUCGCCAUUCCGAGACACUCUUUGCCAGAGAAAGAGCCUACCGAGAGACGGAUGAACGGAGAGAGAAAGAGAUAUGGAGUGAAAGGAAGAGAGAGUGAAAGAGAGAGAAAGAGGAAGAGAGAAAGAGAGAUCGAAGCGAAGAGAGGAACCACGGACGGACGGGACGGACGAUGGAAAGAUCGGAGAGAGAUAGAGAGAGAGAGAGAGUGAGAGAGAGACAGUCGAGACGACGGAGACGUAGAGAUAUAGAGAUAGAGACCUAGAGAUAUAGUCGAUGAUACGUGUACAUAUAAAUAUCUAUAAAUACUCGUAAAAAGAGGGUGUGUGCGCAAGAGUGAACGAGAGCGAUCGUGAUACAUGGAGAGAGAGAAAGAGAGAGUGAAAAAAAGUGAGAAAGAGAGACAGUUCAGAGACGCCGAAGAGGGCGGCACGACCCUGCCUUUAGAAGGAGAUAGACAGAUUGACGUCUCGCGAGAGUAAGAGAGGAAGAGAGUGAGAGAGGGAGAGAUAGAGAGAGAGAGAGAGAGAGAGAAAGAGAGAAAAAGAGAGAGAUACGCGGUCGGAUAACAGAGACAGGGGGAGAAGCAAGAAGUUGAUGUUCUUGUUUGUUUGGUUGCAGGAGUUGAUGGGUGUGGAUGAGCGGGUGUUUGCGUGCAUGUACUGCGGUGCCUCGUUCCUCCACCAGAGCAAGCUGACCCGGCACAUCCUAUCGCACAGCCUCGAGUCGCUCAAGUACCGCGAGCAGGCGCACCUGCAGCUGCAGGCCCAGCUGGGCCUCGAGGCCGGGGCGGGCGGCAUGCACCUGGCCGGCGAGGUCCACUACCCGGGGCCCGGCCCGGUCGAGCCCGUGGACCUCGAGCUCGCCGCCGUGCACUCGGACCCCGCCUCCGGUGUGGUCCUUUGCAAGUUCUGCGGCAAGUCCUUCCCGGACGUCGGAUCGCUGAUAGCCCACCUGCCGGCCCACACCGGGGACCGGCCGUUUAAGUGCGAGUUCUGCGGCAAGGCGUUCAAGCUGCGCCACCACAUGAAGGACCACUGCCGGGUCCACACCGGCGAGCGGCCCUUUCGGUGCACCCUCUGCGGCAAGACCUUCUCCAGGUCGACCAUACUGAAAGCCCACGAAAAGACACAUUACCCCAAGUAUGUGCGCAAGUUCCUGUCCCCGAGCCCCGUCGACCCCACCGAGGAGGAGGCCCCGCCCCCGCCGCCCCCGCACCACUGA